AUGCCAGGCGGUGCCGAUCUUGGCUAUUGCCGGCAAUUGAAUGGCGAAGGUAACCGCCGGAUCCGCCAAUAUGUUGAAAGGGGAGGGUCCUAUCUUGGCUUCUGUGCUGGCGCUUAUUAUGGGAGCGGCCAGUGCGAGUUCGAGGUCGGCAACAAGAAUCUUGAGGUCAUUGGUAAACGUGAGCUUGGGUUUUACCCGGGCAUAUGCCGCGGCCUUGCAUUCCCAGGAUUUGCCUACAAUAGCGAAGCUGGCACGAGAGCUGCGGAGUUGAAAGUUUCCAAAACAUUCCUCACAAAAGGCUCGGUUCCAGAGGUCUUCUGCUCCUAUUAUAAUGGCGGUGGUGUCUUCGUCGAUGCGAAAGAUUUCCAUGAUAAAGGAGUUGAAAUAUUAGCAGAAUAUGCAGAGCCUUUGAAGGUUGAUGCUGGCAAUGGCAAAGCGUCAGCAUUGUAUUGCAAUGUUAGCAACGGUGGCGCUGUGCUGUCAUCCACGCAUCCUGAAUUUGCCGCAGCCAAUCUUGGGCAUGCCAAAAUUCCUGGGUAUGACCAGAUCAUUGAAGCAUUGAAACGAGACGAUGGAAAGAGGAUAGAUUUCUUGAAGGCUUGCUUAUCAAAGCUUGGACUGGAAGUCAGCCAGGAAGAUAAAACGAUACCCCCUCUCUCUCGACUCCAUCUUUCGUCUGCUUUACCUGCCGCAACUUCUCAGGUAGUCUCUUCACUAUCAGAGGUCAUUAUCGAUGAAGGAGGCUUCAAACAUAUGAAAGGGGAGAAUGACACCUUUUUCUUCGAGAAGCCUUCUGCUUGGUCUCUUGUAGACUUGAAAGACGCCCUACCAGAAGAAGAUACCUCAGAGGCUGACGAAGCUCGCUCCGAUGAUGAUAGAAUUCCUGACUAUAACAGAGUACUCAAGCAUAUUGUUAUACAUGACGAGACCAUCCCAAAAUCUAAAGAAACCCCCUACUUCAAUCACUCAACUUUUUAUGCAAGUCUGCAAGACUACAGUGGGGACGCAGAAAUAGAAGGCAUAUUUGGAAACAGUCUUUUGUAUGGAGAGGUCGUCACUAGCACCAAUACCUUACUGGAAAAGAAUACCGCCUUGCUGCGCCGUUUGCCCACUGGCUUCACCGCGACAGCGACCUCUCAAAUCGCAGGACGUGGUAGAGGCUCGAAUGUUUGGUUGUCUCCCGCCGGCUCCUUGAUGUUUUCUACUGUGAUCCGCCAUCCUACGUCCCUGCUUGCAAAGGCACCUGUUAUCUUCCUACAAUACAUUGCAGCCAUCGCCAUCGUCGAAGGUGUCAAGACAUACGAACCCGGAUUCGAAACUCUGCCGCUCAAGUUGAAAUGGCCUAAUGAUAUCUAUGCUCUCGACCGAUUCUCAGAGCAAUACGUCAAAAUUGGCGGCAUCCUCGUAAACUCUCAUUACGACUCUUCCGAGUUCCUAGCUGUCGUGGGUAUUGGCCUAAAUACCACUAAUGCAGCACCAACCACAAGUCUUAAUGCUCUCAACCCUCCAGUGCCAUUCGUCCUCGAAAAAUUACUAGCUCGCAUACUUGUCACAUUCUCGAAUUUAUACAAGGCUUUCACCGUUACUGGAUUUAAUAAGGAUCUGGAAGAGACUUACUACAAGUAUUGGCUGCAUAGUGACCAAGUGGUCACUUUGGAGACUGAAGGUGGUGCUCGAGCACGCAUCAAGGGAAUCUCAAGCGAUUGGGGACUGUUGGUGGCUGAAGAGCUGGGGCAGAAUGAUCGUGCAACUGGAAAGAGAUUUCAGUUGCAGAGUGACAGCAAUAGCUUUGACUUCUUUAAGGGGCUCGUGAAGAGGAAGAUGUAA
This is a messenger RNA of Bacidia gigantensis, 1827 nucleotides long. RefSeq lists its product as uncharacterized. The transcript is spliced from 4 exons. Lineage: Eukaryota; Fungi; Ascomycota; Lecanoromycetes; Lecanorales; Ramalinaceae. Bases 1 to 1827 code for a protein of 608 amino acids. Gene Ontology annotation, biological process: protein modification process. The record is from RefSeq and is a predicted model, not a curated record. Gene Ontology annotation, molecular function: biotin--[biotin carboxyl-carrier protein] ligase activity. Gene Ontology annotation, cellular component: cytoplasm.